Corylus avellana is the source of this 1070-nucleotide messenger RNA. RefSeq names its product retrovirus-related Pol polyprotein from transposon RE2. NCBI's taxonomy places the organism in Eukaryota, Viridiplantae, Streptophyta, Magnoliopsida, Fagales, Betulaceae. The record is from RefSeq and is a predicted model, not a curated record. Gene Ontology annotation, molecular function: nucleic acid binding. Gene Ontology annotation, biological process: DNA integration.
UUCCGCAACAAUUAUCCAAGGAAGCCUUUUGUUCCGCAUAUGUCACGUGGUCCCACAUCACAAGCCACCCCUACCACUCCACAAUCUCGUCCACCUUGCCAAAUCUGUGGUAAAACGAGUCACAUGGCACUGGAUUGUUUCCAUCGCAUGGAUUAUGCCUACCAAGGUCGUCAUCCUCCAGCACAACUAGCUGCAAUGGCUGCCCAUGCUACUACCCAUCCUGAUGAUGACUCUCCAUGGUUUGCUGACAGUGCAGCUAAUCUUCACCUUACGCCGGCGCUUGAGAAGCUUAAACUCACUGAACCCUAUGACGGGUCUGACUCUAUUGCUGUGGGUAACGGCUCAGGACAAAAACACGGGCAUAACCCUGCUGGAAGUUCGGAGUGAAGGUGGCCUCUAUCCCAUCAACACCACUAAGGCGGCUCGUAAUAAAUCUCAGAUUCACAUAGCCAUGCUUGGUGUUAAAGCCUCUGCUAGUGUGUGGCACUUAAGACUUGGUCAUCCCUCUUCUUCAAUCGUUCGUUGCAUUCUUAGUCAACAUCACCUACCAGUUUUUGGAUCUUUACAUAAUAAAGAGUUUUGUGAGCCUUGCCAACUUGGCAAAAGCAAGCAACUUCCUUUUUCUUUAUCUUCAAGGGUCUCAUCUGCACCACUUCAGCUGAUUCACAGUGACGUGUGGAGUUCCCCUAUAGUUUCCUUAGAAGGUUAUAAGUAUUAUGUAAUUUUUAUUGAUGAUUUUUCUAGGUUUUCUUGGUUAUAUCCAUUAUAUUCCAAAGCUGAUGUAUUUAUUUCAUUUAUGAAAUUCAAAACAUUAGUGGAAAAUUUAUUUUCGUCAAGAAUUAAGCAAUUCCAAUCUGAUGGUGGUGGUGAAUUUGUUUCCAAUCAAUUCAAAUCUCUCUUAGAAUCAAAUGGUAUCACUCAUCGCAUAAGUUGUCCUUAUACAGCUCAACAAAAUGGGCUUGCUGAAAGGAAACAUCGCCAUGUUGUGGAGAUGGGUCUUGCUAUGCUAGCCCAAUCUGGUCUGUCUAAAACAUUUUGGGUAGAUUCCUUUCUUACUGCCAUAUUUUUGA